Molecule: messenger RNA, 3492 nt
Organism: Calliphora vicina (urban bluebottle blowfly)
Lineage: Eukaryota; Metazoa; Arthropoda; Insecta; Diptera; Calliphoridae
Gene: Sas-4
Product: spindle assembly abnormal 4
Exons: 2
Coding region: 150-3344 (1064 amino acids)
Biological process (GO): centriole elongation; cilium assembly
Cellular component (GO): centriole; centrosome
Molecular function (GO): tubulin binding
Source: RefSeq, a predicted model, not a curated record
ACAAACAAAUUGUCCUAGAGAGAAAAAUACAGCGCAAAAUUUUAAAUUUUCCUUAUAUUUUAAUAAAAACUUUUCUAUGUAGAAAAUUCAAACAGUAUUGCAAUUAAUAACUAACAACCAACAAUAGAACAAAAAUUAAAUGUUGAAAAAUGUUACAAACCGAAUUAGCAACAAACUCGACGAAUAAUACGGCCGUAAACAGUGUUUUAGCCAAAACGGAUAAGCAGGCAGAUAUAGUGAAAAGACUGGAAGAGUUAAGCAAAUGGCAAGAGGAACAGAAAAAGUUACUGGAAGCCAGACAAACUAUGCAGAGACAAAUGUUGGGCAUGGAACAGCAGACCAUGUAUCAAAUGUUGGGCUUACAAAGCUCAAGUGAAUUGAGUGUGUUAGAGGACAUAGAAAAAGUUGUAAGAGAAGAACGUUUUUUGACUAACCAGGCUGAAAAUUUAGAGGAAUAUGAGGAUCAAAGUACUGAGGAAAGUUUGGAAACCUCACAAUUGGAGGGGGAAGAAGAGUCAGAUGAAAGCGAACAACUAAAGGAUGUAGAACCAGCAUCCUUUAAGACUUUAACUUCAGGCUAUGAGACUGAACAUGGCUUGGAAGUGCCACAAAAUAAGCCUAAAAGACCAUUUUUGAAAAGGGGAGAGGGUCUCAAACAGCGCUUUAAAAUUGAUCCUAAUGAAUUCAGACUAAAUAAUUUGCCCAAAUAUAAAUAUGCAAAUGCCCAUCCCACAUUAAGUUUAAAGCCGUCUAAUAAAUUAAAUAAAGUUAAGGAAAUAAAUACAAAGGCCUUAAAACAAGUAAAUUUUACAAAUAAAAAUACAAAAUCUGUAGUUAAGCUUGCAGCAUUAGAUGCCCAAGAGCAGCGUUUUCAGAAUUUGUUAAUUUCCUCACAAAAUACUUGCAGUUCUACACCGGAUACAAAAUUAUCAUAUGCAGCUAAUAAAAAAUUAACGGCGACUACCAAUAAUGCAGCAAAAGUAAAAUUUUUGGAAGAUAAAUCAAAUAUACCACUUAAAAUACAGGAUGAUGGUCCUAAAACUCAAACUGUUAUUGGACCCGUGGUGGCUUGGUCGAAAAUUUUAGAUCCUUUAGAAAUAGAACCUUUGCAAGUGCCCAGAAAUCGCAUACAAUCUCUACCCCACACGGAGGAAAGUAUAUUUGAACUUUUGGAACAAAAGGCUAUAAAUGGUAGCUUUGAUAUGGAUUCCACAUGCCUUAAACAAUUUAUGCAACGCAGAAUUACGGAAAAACUAAAUGAAACUGAUGAUAAUAUACCGGUGCAGGAGGAGCUGAGAAAUAAGCGUUUGGAACCAGUGGUUUUAACAAAGAAGGCAGAAGAACAGUAUUCCAACUCAUCAGAGGAUGUGGAAGAGGAGGAGUCUCAACUGACAGAGCAAGUAGAAACUACUGAAUCUGAUGACACAACACACAAAACCAUAGAAACCACCAACUCUUCGUAUCCCCAACAUACACCACAAGUUAGAGUAAGAUUUUCCGAUUCAAAUGAGACACAUGAAUAUGAGGAAGAACCAGAAAGUACUUUAAAUGAUAGCUCAAGACUUUCAGCCGGCGCUACAGAGCAAGAUGGUCAGGGUGAUAAUAGCAACAAUGAAAUGUUCGAACAAUUCAAACAUGCCUUAUUUGCAGCUCUACAAAUUAAAGCCGACCAACAUCUGGCCAAUGACACCACCAUAAACUCAAGUGAUACCACUUUAACUCCAAAAGAUUCAAUUUCCGUUACUAACAACAACAACAACAAUUCCAUUUAUUCACCCGCCUGCCAAGACCUACAACAAAAAACCGACAUGAUUAAGAUACGUCUGGCUGAAUUGGAAAAAGAAAUACAAAAUUUCAAAGACAAUAACGUUCUGCUGAUGAAGGCUAAACAGGAGCAUGAAUUGCAAAAAUCCCUACAUGCCCAAGAACAUCUUGAGGCAAUGGAACGUGUUAAAGAUGAAAAAAUACAAAUGGAAAUCUAUUUACACGAUGAGCGUGUGAAGUUGGAGGAUGAGAAGCGUUUGUUCGAACAAAACAUGAAAAUGAAGACUCAAGGUUCAAUUGCCAAAGAGCGCAAGGAGUGUGAACGUUUAAGGGAACAGGUGUCCCAACUGGAAAUGCAAUUGAAAUCGAAAGACGCGAAUCAUACCUCGGCUCAAGCUAGACUAAGAACACAAAUACGUAAUUUGGAAAGGGAACAGAAUAAGUUGCACGAACAAAUAGAGCAUUUAUUGAGAGAGAACAAACGUUUGGAGAAUGAGAAUUUGAAGAUCAGCCGAGAGCAAAAUAAUAAAAUACUGCUGGAGAUUAAUAGAAAUAUAGCGAAAUUGGCACCCAAACAGAUCCAACAUUCCUCCACCUCUAUGCCUGAAGAGGGUCCCCCGACAUUGGGCGCCUCUAGGACUGUGUCCAAAUGUAUAGUGGCAGCAGCUACGGCUAAUAAAAAUGCGGGUAAAGCUUAUAAAACCACAAGUACUAGAUAUUCCAAUAGCAAACUAGUAACAAAUAAAAAAUCAACACCUCCAUCAUCACCCGAGCCUGAUAGGACAACAGAAAACAGAUUUAAACCAGAAAAACAACCACAACAACAUCAACAGCAAUCCACAAAAUAUUUCACGGACCCUGAUGACGAUGAGGACAUGUUAAAAGAAUUUCAAAUGACACCGGCCAAGAGUAACUCUAAUGCUAACAAAUCUCUCCAUCCAACUCAAGAACCACAACCGCCACCUCCUUCACCACGAGCAACAGCAGCCCAACAUAAUGACACAACCACCAACAACUUGAAACGUGAAAUAGUUAAUGCUGACGGCAGCAAAGACAUCUGGUAUCCAAAUGGUAAUCUAAAGAAAAUCUCUGCUGACGGCAUGGUUAUACGCAUGUUGUACUACAACAAAGACAUUAAAGAGACCAACAUCAAUGAGGGCACCGUUAAAUACUAUUAUGCCGAAACAAAUACUUGGCACACCACCUAUUUGGAUGGUUUGGAAAUUCUGGAAUUUCCCAAUGGCCAAGUGGAACAUCGCCAUAAAACUGGUGUGGUCGAAGUGCACUAUCCCAAUAAUUCGGUUAAAAUAAUGGAUCCUAAAGAUGAGCAUAAACAAGAAGAGUGGCGUUUUGUGGAUGGCACUCAUUUGGUGCAAAUGCGUAAUGGUGAUAAAAUACUUUCGCUGCCCAAUGGCCAGAAAGAGAUACACAAUAAACUGCACAAAAGAAGGGAAUAUCCGGAUGGCACUGUCAAAAUUGUAUAUCCAGAUGGUAGUACCGAAACGCGCUAUUCAAAUGGUCGUGUUAGACUUAAAGACAAGGAGGGUAAAUUGGUAAUGGAUACAGAUAUGGCUAAGUGAUUUAAAGUUGGUGUUUUUUUAGGUUUGUGAAAAUAUUAUUUUUGUAAAUUUCUUUGUAAUCUUUUAGAUAUUUAUGUAUUUUGUUUUAUUUUUUAAAUGAAAAUUUGUCUGUGUGUGUUUUUGCUACGCUUUGUUUUAGUUUAGGUAU